Serpula lacrymans var. lacrymans S7.9 is the source of this 768-nucleotide messenger RNA. RefSeq lists its product as uncharacterized. The transcript is spliced from 7 exons. The record is from RefSeq and is a predicted model, not a curated record. NCBI's taxonomy places the organism in Eukaryota, Fungi, Basidiomycota, Agaricomycetes, Boletales, Serpulaceae. The coding region runs from base 1 to 768 and encodes 255 amino acids.
AUGGAAAUAGAAGAUCAAAUGGCUGGUCUUGGGGGUCAGUGGGAGAGUGAGGUCUGUUGUAUGGCAAGUGAGAAUUGUAAUGGGGAGAAGGUGAAGACGCCAUAUGAUCAAAGAAUGUUUGCUGAGGCAAGUCCGGUGCUGGUAAUGGCCGAGAUGGAAUCUGUAAACUACAGCUCCAAAUUUAGAGUAAAAGAAAUGGUAGAAGAAAAGAUCAGCACGGAUGGGAUAAAGCUUCAGCUACAGGCCUCAGGACUUGGUUAUUCAACAGAUGCCAGUGAUCAGUUCCAACUUCAAGAAUUUCCUUUGGAGAAGUCUGUCACGCCUGUGAUAAAGGAGGGGCCUGUAGAUUUCAAGUACGGGGAGAAAAGUUUAAUGAUUGACAGGAAACUUUCCAGCUUCAAUCCUUAUGACAUGCAGUGCUGGAUACGGCUCAUGAACAAGAUACAAUGUUGGCUACUGAUGGAAGUUAUUGACAGACAGUCCCUGGAGUGGACUUGGGGGCGAGAGGUUUUCUGGAUGGCCUAUAUUGCCGCCUAUCCCAAGUUUUCUUGUGGCCAAUGGACUCGCUGGAGCCCAAAGAUUUCUCCCGAACAAUCUUUUUUGGAGGGCUGGAUAGCACAGAAGGGCGUGUUAGCUCAUGCAGAGAGAAGCACCAGGCCAGUUGCUAAUGAUAUAGACUACAUAUCAACCAGGGGUGCAAUUUGGGAUAGAUUCCAAGACAUAGUCACUUUAGUUUUCGAUGGCCGUGUGGUUGUUGCGGGUAUUUAG